This is a messenger RNA of Schistocerca serialis cubense, 3218 nucleotides long. RefSeq lists its product as uncharacterized. The record is from RefSeq and is a predicted model, not a curated record. Gene Ontology annotation, cellular component: cytoplasm; nucleus. Gene Ontology annotation, molecular function: hydrolase activity. Gene Ontology annotation, biological process: purine ribonucleotide catabolic process. Bases 1234 to 2292 code for a protein of 352 amino acids. The transcript has 3 exons. Lineage: Eukaryota; Metazoa; Arthropoda; Insecta; Orthoptera; Acrididae.
UACACUUUCUUGUUAUACCCAAAAAACAAAUACCAAUGCUUGGAGAUGCAGAGGAUAAUGAUAAGGAGCUUUUGGGUUACCUUCUGCUAAAAGCACGCAAACUUGGAAAUGAACGGAUGAAAAAUGGAUACAGAAUUGGCUAAAUCUGAUCAGUUGUAGAUACCAAAUAUGUUGUCACUAAUUUUCCUUCAGUUGAACUAGACACCUUGUCCAGUAUUAGAAAAGCAAUAAGGCAAAUUGCUUUUACUGACUUUCUUCUGCAAACACAUAUAGAUGUACACAAUGAAGUUACUGAAAAAAUGAACACAGUAAGUUACUUUUGUGCUUCCACUUGAUGAACACAUAAGUUAGUCACAUUACACAAUCAUGCUUUCUUUGUUUUGCACCUCAGCAACCGUAAAAUCUUGUUAUAACAUCAUGAAUGAGUUUUUUUUUUAAAUCAUGCAAAACAUCUUGAAAUACUGUUCCAUUAUCAUUGAUUGUUAUUAAUCUUGUGUGGUCAGUUUUUACAGUGGUAUUAAUAUGUCUAACUUUAACUUUGAAGUUAUAUCCUAACAGCUGUGCCACUUAUCACGAGUUUAAACAGAGAAGCUCUUCAUACUGAGUGGCAUUACAUUAAAGGAUGCACCAGAAGUAACAUGUUUUCAUUCCUCAGAGUCAGUGCAAAACUGUAUUCUCUCCUCUGCUGCAUAUCAUUUUCUAUAUGUCCCUCACUCGUUCUACAUGUCAUGAAUGAGCAACCAUGAUUGUACUUGCCAAGUCACAUCCUGAACAGAUUUGUGAGUUACAGUAACAGUAUAUGUUGAAAAUGUAAAUAUUUUAAGAUAGAGUAAACAAAUACAAAUCAUACAAAAAAUUAUUAUAGUUGCAACACUGACUCUGUGUAACUGCAGUAUAACUUCCCUAUUUUUUGCCCUUUUGAAUGUCUUUCUCUUCUCUAGAAUUAACCAUUUUCAAUCACCAACCAGCUGGUGUGUAUCUAGCAGCCUCAAGACAGCCAGCAACUUUUUAAUCUUUUGAUUUAUAAUCGUAGUCUCCACAUAUCUCUUCUCUGCAAGCAGUGCAUUUAAUUUAUUCCCAUUUUAUGUGAAUGUCAAAUUGAAUAUUUGUUUAUAUCUAAAAACAAAGAUGAUGUAACUUACCAAAUGAAAGCAUUGGUAUGUUGAUAGAGCCUUCUUGGUUACCCAGGCCUGCCAACCCAAAGUUUGGUACAGAUUUAUUGACGACAUCUUCAUGAUCUGGACUCACAGUGAAGAAGAACUCCAGAAUUUCCUCUCCAACCUCAACUCCUUUGGUUCCAUCAGAUUCACCUGGUCCUACUCCAAAUCCCAUGCGACUUUCCUUGACGUUGACCUCCAUCUGUCCAAUGGCCAGCUUCAUACAUCCGUCCACAUCAAACCCACCAACAAGCAACAGUACCUCCAUUAUGACAGCUGCCACCCAUUCCAUAUCAAACGGUCCCUUUCCUACAGCCUAGGUCUUUGUGGCAAACGAAUCUGCUCCAAUCCUGAAUCCCUGAACCAUUACACCAACAACCUGAAAACAGCUUUUACAUCCCGCAACUACCCUCCCGACCUGGUACAGAAGCAAAUAGCCAGAGCCACUUCCUCAUCCCCUCAAACCCAGAACCUCCCGCAGAAGAACCCCAAAAGUGCCCCACUUGUGACAGGAUACUUUCCGGGACUGGAUCAGACUCUGAAUGUGGCUCUCCAGCAGGGAUACGACUUCCUCAAAUCCUGCCCUGAAAUGAGAUCUAUCCUUCAUGAAAUCCUCCCCACUCCACCAAUAGUGUCUUUCCGCCGUCCACCUAACCUUCGUAACCUCUUAGUUCAUCCCUAUGAAAUCCCCAAACCUUCUUCCCUACCCUCUGGCUCCUACCCUUGUAACCGCCCCCGGUGUAAAACCUGUCCCAUGCAGCCUCCCACCACCACCUACUCCAGUCCUGUAACCCGGAAGGUGUACACGAUCAAAGGCAGAGCCAUGUGUGAAAGCACCCACGUGAUCUACCAACUGACCUGCCUACACUGUGACGCAUUGUAUGUGGGAAUGACCAGCAACAAACUGUCCAUUCACAUGAAUGGACACAGGCAGACAGUGUCUGUUGGUAAUGAGGAUCACCCUGUGGCUAAACAUGCCUUGGUGCAUGGCCAGCACAUCUUGGCACAGUGUUACACCGUCCGGGUUAUCUGGAUACUUCCCACUAACACCAACCUGUCAGAACUCCGGAGAUGGGAACUUGCCCUUCAGUAUAUCCUCUCUUCCCAUUACCCACCAGGCCUCAAUCUCCGCUAAUUUCAAGUUGCUGCCACUCAUACCUCACCUGUCAUUCAACAACAUCUUUGCCUCUGUACUUCCGCCUCGACUGACAUCUCUGCCCAAACUCUUUGCCUUUACACAUGUCUGCUUGUGUCUGUGUAUGUGCGGAUGGAUACGUGUGUAUACCUGUCCUUUUUUCCCCCUAAGGUAAGUCUUUCCGCUCCCGGGAUUGGAAUGACUCCUUACCCUCUCCCUUAAAACCCACAUCCUUUCGUCUUUCCCUCUCCUUCCCUCUUUCCUGAUGAAGCAACCGUGGGUUGCGAAAGCUUGAAUUUUGUGUGUGUGUUUUUGUUUGUUAGUGUCUCUAUCAACAUGCCAACGCUUUUGUUUAGUAAGUUACAUCAUCUUUGUUUUUAGAUAUAUUUUUCCCACGUGGAAUGUUUUCCUCUAUUAUAUGAAUAUUUCUUUAUGUAUAUGGCUACAGGAUGACCCAGAGUAUAAUAUGAACGCCCUUUUUUGAAGAACCUUCUUAAGAAUUUUCUUAUUUUCAACAAAUUCAGACUAGCAAAAUUGGAAUUGUUGUAUUGAAAUAAAAUAUCAUAUGAUUUCCCAAAGAAACUGUGGCCCAGAAAUUGGUAUAAGUUUACUACAGGUAAUCAUUUGUCUGAUUGUCACUGUCCAUAUAGCCUAGCAGAAUAUAAAUAAUGGAAGGUGUGAAGGCAACAGCUAACGUUAUAGUGUAGGUGAGACAUUGUGCUAUUUAGAAGACUGAAAAUGUUGCUAAGUUUGUGAACAUUGCCCUCCUUGCGAACUAUGACAGAAAAUAUUCUACUGCUACUGUUGCUGCUACCACCACCACCACCUCUCUCUCUCUCUCUCUCUCUCUCUCUCUCUCUCACACACACACACACACACACACACACACACACACACACAUACACACACACACACACACACAUUCA